AAGUUACAACUGAUGGCUUUUGGAGAAUUCAAUGAAUGUGUUUCUCAACUUCAAUAUUGCAGAUACAGGUAGUAGCAAAGCAUCGUAAUAUAUGGGUGGAGAAUGCUGAUCGCAUGGUUGCUGGUUUCCUUGAAAUGUUUGAAGAAGGUUGCCAUAAAAUGGGAACAGCCAUCAGAGACCAAAUACAAGAGCGACUAUUGACAAAGGCAAAUAUAAAAGGACUCGUAUAUGAGGAAGGUGAUGAGGAUGAUGAUGAGUACUAUUAUGUUGACAGCAGUGAAGAAGAGUAUUAUGAUGAGGAAGAUGAAGAAUGAGCUUCUUCAUUAUGUUCAUCCAUGAUUGGAUGGGUAUUCUUCUGGUUGUUCACUUUAAGGUUAUAAGUAUGCUUUCCAGUGUAGACAACUUUGCAGGUGUGCGAGUUUGCAAAACAUAGAUUGUUGUCAGAGUUGGAAUUUUUUUGCGUACUUUUUUGUUUUUGGUGUAAGAAUGGAAGUUGGGCACGGUAACUUAUGUCAUCAGUACUGAAAAAACAAAUUUACUUGAAUCUACAGGAUUAAAAUGCAGGAAUUUGCCCCUUUGUUAAA
Molecule: messenger RNA, 584 nt
Organism: Camellia sinensis
Lineage: Eukaryota; Viridiplantae; Streptophyta; Magnoliopsida; Ericales; Theaceae
Source: RefSeq, a predicted model, not a curated record